CACGGACAGCCAGAAUCCAAAUACUUGACUGAAAAUGCUUCUCUUAUUGCUCGGGAUCAUAGUUCUGCAUGUGGCAGUGCUGGUGCUGCUCUUCGUGGCUACAAUUGUCAGCAGCUGGCUGGUCGGCAAUGCCUAUUCGGCGGACUUGUGGCAGAACUGCACCGAGGGCGCCACCAAUACAUGGAACUGCGUGAACGCGUCCAGCAGCGAAUGGCUCCAGUCCGUCCAGGCGAUGAUGAUAUUGUCUAUCAUCUUCAGCGUCCUGGCCUUGUUCCUCUUCUUCUGCCAGCUGUUCACGCUUACAAAAGGUGGACGUUUCUACCUAACUGGAAUCUUCCAGCUUCUUGCAGCGCUGUGCAUAGUAGCCGGAGCCUCCAUCUUCACCGUGCGGCACACGGAUUGGCAUAAGGACGGGGCCAGUUUCGGAUUCGCCUAUAUCCUGGCAUGGGUGGCUUUCCCGCUGUCCGCCAUCAGCGGCAUCAUCUACAUCAUCCUGAGGAAGCGCGAAUAGGCCCCACCCCGGCCGGCCAAACCCAGGAAAGAAGGAAGAGAAGAAAACAAAAAGCUGAAUACAAAGUCUAAAGGGGAUCCUAAAUUAUCGAAAAAAACAAACCAAAA
Messenger RNA from Nanorana parkeri, 618 nucleotides. RefSeq names its product peripheral myelin protein 22 (gene PMP22). Bases 35 to 511 code for a protein of 158 amino acids. The record is from RefSeq and is a predicted model, not a curated record. The transcript is spliced from 5 exons. Gene Ontology annotation, cellular component: plasma membrane. Lineage: Eukaryota; Metazoa; Chordata; Amphibia; Anura; Dicroglossidae.